GCAAUUUCUACAAUUUCGGGCUUUAAUUGCAGCAAUUUGGCAAAGAGGAGAGAGAAAAUGGGUGGAGUAGAGAUAUGUUGUUGGUAAUGUGUGGUUUGAUUUGGAGAACAAGUUAAGAAAAGAGGAGAGAGAAGAUUAGUGGUAUAAAAAAAAAAUAGUGUAACCAACCCCAAAAAUUUGUGAAAUGUUUUACAUUAAACUAAACGGGGCCUACAUAUAUACUUGGUGACGAAAGUCUAUACAUCACAAAAGAGUGGCCGAACAUGCGGAAUUACGGAAGCGACGCAUGAAACAUGCUUUUACGAUUGUUUAUUGAGAGCGCGAUAAAUCAUGCCACUCUCCUCACUACAUGAUGGAUCGAUUUGCAUAAAAGUCAACUUCCUUAGUCUACAAUACAUUCCAACGUACUUCUCUAAACCAACCUAAGGUUAAAAUUUUUCCUCAAAAAAAAAAACCUAAGGUUAAAUUUUGUAGCAUUAACUUAACCAAAUAUGGCAAUCACAACAUCUCUUUUAUUGUUAAUAUCUCCAAAACUCUCUCAACAACAAAACCAUACAUUUUGCACCCUCAACAACCCUUCAAAUAGGCACAUCAAAUUCAAUCCAAAUCUCAAAUCCUCAGUCUCUAAACUCUUUAACACCACCCAAAAACCCCAAUUCUUACGAUUUCGAUACGUAAGGAAUCAAAUAAACUCCAUGUUCACAGGCAUUGUUGAAGAGCUUGGCCAUGUUAAGCAUAUGGGUUAUGAUGAAGAUGGUGGAUUUCACCUUCAAGUUGAAGGAAACAUUGUCCUACAAGAUGUUAAUCUUGGUGACAGUAUUGCAGUUAAUGGUACAUGUCUAACUGUGACUGAAUUUGAUACUAAUGCUUCGGAAUUUACGCUUGGGUUAGCGCCUGAGACGCUUAGGAAGACGACGUUGAUGGACCUCGAACCCGGGUCGAUUGUUAAUUUGGAACGAGCCCUUCUGCCUUCUACAAGGAUGGGUGGUCAUUUUGUUCAGGGACAUGUUGAUGGGACAGGAGAAAUAGUAUCACUUGAUCAAGAAGGUGAUUCUUUAUGGGUGAAGAUAAAAACAAGCCCAGAGAUACUAAGGUACAUCGUACCAAAAGGGUUCAUUGCAAUCGAUGGCACAAGUUUAACAGUGGUUGAUGUGUUAGACAAAGAAGCAUGCUUUAACAUCAUGUUAGUUGCCUACACUCAACAAAAUGUGGUGAUACCACUCAAAAAAGUUGGUCAAAAAGUUAAUUUAGAAGUUGAUAUAUUAGGAAAAUAUGUGGAGAGACUCCUAAGCAGUGGAUUUCUUGAUCCUACCAAAUCAUAAUAUGAUUAUGAUUAUUAGCAUAUUUAUCAUUGGCAAAAUCCUGUAUGUAACGGGUAUAUUGAAAACAAUUAUACUUACUAAAUGCUAAAUUUUGUAUUUUGUUGUUUUGUGAUCAACUAGAAUUAUUAUAAGUUCAUAGUUAUAUUAAUUAAUGAGAAGAAUUGUAGGGGCAUACUUGUUUAAUUAUAUCUA
Chenopodium quinoa (quinoa) is the source of this 1514-nucleotide messenger RNA. RefSeq names its product riboflavin synthase-like. The record is from RefSeq and is a predicted model, not a curated record. Gene Ontology annotation, biological process: riboflavin biosynthetic process. Lineage: Eukaryota; Viridiplantae; Streptophyta; Magnoliopsida; Caryophyllales; Amaranthaceae. Gene Ontology annotation, molecular function: riboflavin synthase activity. The transcript is spliced from 2 exons. Bases 492 to 1322 code for a protein of 276 amino acids.